Cotesia congregata is the source of this 3507-nucleotide messenger RNA. The record is from the annotation of a GenBank genome assembly. Lineage: Eukaryota; Metazoa; Arthropoda; Insecta; Hymenoptera; Braconidae.
AUGCUUCCAUCGACUGGUUAUUUUAAAUCGAUUACUUGUCCAUUUUAUGACAACGGUUCUUGUGAUAGACCCUAUUGUCACUUUAAGCACCUACGUCGAGAUGCCUCAUCGAUAUCAGCAUCAGUGGUAUCCAGCGUGUCUGUGGAUUCACAGUCAGAGAGGAAUCAAAAAAGAGGAGCCGCCACCAGCACCACCACCACUGCCACAAUAAACUCUAGCACAACCGCUUUACAAUUAAGUAGCGCUAUUUCCGCAACUGAUUCUCAGACAAUCCAGCAGCUUGUUACUGAAGCGGUCACUAAAGUUCUAGCAGACCAGAAUGUCACCAACAAGGAGCAAGUAUCAGAGACAAUAGUAUCAAAAGUAGUGGAGGGUCUCAAGCCGUCUUUGACGGUAGGAAAACACGUUGGCGUACCGCAGCUGAUAUCAAAACCGCCGUGUGUUUACAAUCCUACUCCGAUAGCCGAAUUGAAGAAACGUCAUAUAGCAGUGCCGGUUUAUAUGCCCACCAGGGAAAGUAAAGUCGCUGUUAAAAGAAAAACCUCCGACGAUGGAGUUAAACCUUGGCUAAGUUGUCUACCUGAUUCUAUAAAAACAAAACCCUCUGAAAUAACAUACAAACCUACGGCUAUUAAUACAAUAAAUGCAAUUAAUGAUAGUAAUAAAAAUAAAUCUUCUGACAAUUGUUAUGUACCGACAGCUAAAGGCGAUUCCUCGACGAUUAACUAUGAAGAUCGUUCCAGUGAGUACAUUGUCAGCAGUUCUAAGAGUAAAAAAGAAGCUUACUGUCCGAAGCCGAAGAAACGGAGGGAAGAAUAUGUCCCCAAGAUGGUUAAAGCUCCUCUUAAAUCAUUGGAACAGCUCGAUGAUUGCGCGAUGGAUGACUUCGAGCCGGAAUUUAGUAUGCUGGAUGAGAUAUUGGUGUCUUCUAGCACCAACGCUCAUCAACUAGACUAUAAUCCUAUGAAAAGUUACUAUACGGUCGAGCCUAAGUUUUCAGAUGACGAAAAUGAGGAUCUUGGUACGGGUGAUGCUGCUAGUGCUAGAGUAGUAGAUAUUUCAACCAAAGAAGUACAAAAAUCAUCGAAUAAGACUAUUUGUAAAGAUAAAAUAGUUGUUAUUGAAAAUAAUGUAAAAGAUAAAUUGGACGAGUUAAAUAGUAAAGAUGAUGAUAAUAAUGGAGAAUCACGUAAAGAUUGUGAUGGAAAAAAAAUUAUUAAUAAAAAAGAUGAUGAAAGAAGCAAAGAGCGUAGUAGUCAUAGUAAAAGUAGCAGUAGAAGUAAGAGUAAUAGUAGUAGUAGUAGUAGUAGUAAAACUAGUAGUAGUAAGAGUAGUAAGGACAGAAAUGAUAAGAAAGAUGAUAAAAAAAGUUCGAGUUCGAGUGACCGGCAUAGAUCCUCGAGUAAGCGCAGUGACAAAUCCAAGGACAGUAAGGAGAAGAGUUCUUCCAGGAGCAAAGAUAAGUCAAGAUCGCAUCGAGAUUGUGAUCGUGAGAAGAGUUCGAGUUCCAAGGAGAAUGACAGGCAUCACAAGUCUAGUAGACAUAAACACGAGUCUUCCAAGUCUGGAGAUAAAAAGUCCAGUAAAAGCAAUAGUAAAAAUAAUGACGCGGAUAAUCACAAAAAAAAAAAUGAAGCUGAUAAAAAAAUGGACAUUGACUCUUAUAAUGAUGUUAAUACGGGUGAAUUUGAACAUGCUGGUUUUAUUAAUGAAGAUGAGUUGAUGGAAACAAGCGACUCUGAUCAUGACGUCGAAGAGGAAUGUCUUAAAAUUUUUCAGGAGUAUCAGGAAAGUGAUCAUCCCAAAGGAGUCACAAGUAAAAGUGAUCCUAAACCAGAUAUUGAAGUCGAAGCUGAGGAUGUCGGAAAAAAACGUGUCGCUCAUGCUCUGGCUGCAAGUACCGUUGCCCGAAGUCACCUACCAAGCCAACCAUUAAAACGAUUGCCCAAUCCUCAGCAACGAAUGUAUGAGCGCUGGAAACUGACCCGUGAAGCUACGACUGAUAAAACUAAACCUCCGGUUACGGGUGACAAGGACGUCUUCAGUUCUGUGGUAGAAAAGCCACAUGUUAAUGGCACUGGUCGUGUAAGAAUAGCGCCAGUACCUUACGCAAAAUCUUUGGAGCAAGCUAAGAAAAAAGUGCUAGAAUCUGUAGCUAAAGUACCUGUGGAACCUAAAACAGUAGCUCAGACUCGCAAAGGCACCCGUGUCGCUCAUAUUCCACAGACAGUGCCUCAACUGAUUCGUUCAGAGCCGCUGCAAGUGACGACCCAGAAAUUUCCCCUUAAUAUUCGUCAGUAUUACGUGAAUCUUAUGCAUGAUAUUUGUAUACAAAUAUAUACGAGUGGUGAGGACGCAGCACAACGUGCAUUACGUGAGGAGCUGAACUGUCACAAUCGUUGUAAAGCCUUAACGGUUUACAAAAGUUCUUGUAUGGUAGCUGCGCACAGGUUGAGAAAGGAAGUAGAACAAAAUACGUGUGCUGGCGACGAUGAUUCGAUGCCAUCGGGCAGUGGAACUGUUUCUCAUGAUGCCGUACUUGCUGGUAAAAGUAAAGGGUCGUGGAGUGUUGUUAAAUCCAAAAAAGUAAUUACUGAUUUUAAGGGAUCUGCGCUUUAUAAUGUCCUUAAAAAGUGGAUUAUGAAUGAGCAACAGCUUAGAGACAAUGGCUUUCCACGACCUCAUCCUGAUAAGAUUAAGGGAAGAGCUAAAAUUUAUACAAUAAAUACACGCAAUCAAUCGAUUGUAUCUAAAGUGCCUAAUGAAAGAUAUUGCAGUCGCUGCAAUAAGCCUUAUAUGGUAGACAAAUUUGGAUUUGCAGUACAAAAACAAAAUUGUAUUUACCAUUGGGGACGUAAGUUUACCAUCCGCGGUGAGGGGAAAUACAGUUGUUGUCAACAAUAUGGUUCGGCGACUGGUUGUGCUGAUGCUCAAAACCACGUCUGGGAUAAAGUUGACUAUGAAAAUUUACGCGGUUACGUUCAAACUUUACCCAGAGAUAUUUCAGAUGAAAAUCAGGGAGUUUAUGCACUCGAUUGUGAAAUGUGUUACACGACACAAGGUCUAGAGUUGACUCGGGUAACCGUUAUUAACGAUGACUGUAAAACUAUAUACGAAACACUGGUUAAGCCUGAUAAUCGUAUCAUUGAUUAUAAUACAAGAUUCUCUGGAAUAACGGAAGAAAAUAUGAUAGGAGUAACUACAACAAUUCUUGACGUACAAGCUACGUUACUAUCAAUGUUUUCCGAGAAAACAAUACUGAUAGGCCACAGUUUAGAGAGUGAUUUUAAAGCUCUUAAACUUAUUCACAAUACUGUUGUAGAUACUAGUGUCGUAUUUCCACACAAAAAUGGUUAUCCUCAGAAACGUGCUCUGAAGAACUUAUGCUCUGAGUAUCUUCGUAAAAUAAUCCAAAAUGACGUCGGAGGUCAUGACUCCAGUGAAGACGCGAUAGCUUGUAUGGAACUCAUGCAAUGGAAAGUUAAAGAAGACGCUAAGUUACUCUAA